CGUAGCAGAGCGGAUGCGCCUGUUUGGGGAGUUUCCUCCCUAAGCCCCGCCUCUUUAUUUUCCCCGUCUCUGACCAGUUUCCUGUCGCGAACAAAUAGUUCAGGCUGGCUCGCGCGAGGAGCGGGCCGGCGAAGGCGAGGCGCAGGAGGAGGCGGAGGCGGCGGAGGAGGAGAGGCGCCUCUUCCCGUGUCCUUCAGGCGGAGGAGGAAUUGGGAAAAUUAAAAAGGCGAUAAUGCACCAUGGCAAUGGUCCUCCAAAUGCCCAACGCCAGCUCCAAAGGUCCCGCUCUUUCACUGGCAGUGAGAAUGAAGAUCAGCAGGCAAAUCUGCCACAGUCCCCAGCACCUUCAUUUGCUCCUUCUGCAAGCCCAUCUGCACCACAAUCUCCUGGUUACCAAAUCCAGCAGUUUAUCAUGAGCAGAAGCCCUGUAGCAGGGCAGAAUGUGAACAUUACUUUACAAAAUGUUGCAUCCGUUGCUACGGGGAACCAGCAGAUCACACUUACUCCAUUACCAAUCCCUAGUCCAACGUCUCCCAGCUUCCAGUUCAGCCCUCAGCAAAGAAGGUUUGAACAUGGGUCACCAUCCUAUAUCCAAGUUACUUCGCCGUUGGCACCACAGGUUCAGUCUCAGAGCCCCACACAGCCUAGCCCAGUGCCAGUCCAAUCCAUAUCAAAUGUUCGGGCUGGUGCCUCAGGGCCUGGCUUGGGGAUGUGCAGCCAGAGCCCAACACGAGGCUUUGUUGAUGCAAGUGUGCUUGUGAGACAAAUCAGCUUGAGCCCUUCUAACAGUGGACACUUCGUGUAUCAAGAAGGCUCUAGCAUUGCCCAGAUUUCUCAAGGCACCACUGCUCAGGUACAGCUUUCAUCUUCUGGAGCAUCUGGUACAGGUAGAGAACGCAGACUGUCUCAGCCCCAUUCACAAACGGGUGGCACCAUCCACCAUCUUGGACCGCAGAGCCCUGUAGCUAGCGGAGCAAAUAUCCAACCUUUGCCAAGUCCUGGUCACAUCACAACAAAUAAUCUGCCGCCACAGAUCAGCAAUAUCAUCCAAGGCAUGCAACAGCAGCAGCAAGUCCUCCAAGGGCAGCAACUGAACAGACCCCUAGGAUAUGAGAGGACUUCUGGUGGGCUAAUAGCUGGGGUUGGAGGACCUCCUGGUUUUGGAAUGACCUCACCGCCACCUCCUACAAGUCCUUCCCGAGCUGGUGUGCCACAAGGGCUAACCAACCUCCCCCUUGCUCCUUCAGUCUCUGCUGUGGUAAAGAAACAGAAAAAGCUGGAGGAGAUUCCUCCAGCCACUCAAGAAGCUGCUCAGAUGAGAAAACAGUGUUUGGAACACCAUCUCAAGCAAAUGGAGAUUUUGAAAGAUGCUUUCAAAGAGUAUUUGAUUGAACUGUUUUUCCUGCAACACCUUCAAGGGAAUAUGAUGGAUUUUUUAGCUUUUAAGAAGAAGCAUUGUGUGCCAUUACAAGCUUAUCUUAGGCAAAAUGACUUGGAUCUGGAGGAGGAGGAGGAGGAGGAGCAAUCUGAGGUUAUUAACGAUGAGGUAAAGGUUGUGACAGGAAAGGAUGGGCAGACUGGUACUCCUGUUGCUAUAGCAACCCAGCUUCCUCCAAAUGUUUCUGCUGCUUUUUCAUCUCAGCAGCAACCAUUUCAGCAGGUGCAUGCAGGGACUCCAGUAACAGGAACUGUGAAUGCCAUAGAAAUUGAAGCUUUUAAGAGACAGCAAGCACUUACUUCUGCAGAUUCGUCUAAGAGACCCCGAAUUGAAGUGGGCCGUCAUGGGAUGGUUUUUCAGCAUCCAGGCGUGGCUUCAGGAGUCCCUCUUCAACAGCUCAUGCCAACAGCACAAGGUGGAAUGCCUCCCACCCCACAGGCAGUGCAGCUCACAGGGCAGAAGCAGAGCCAGCAACAGUAUGACCCUUCAAAAGGGCCUCCGGUUCAAAAUGCAGCAAGUCUACACACUCCUCCUCCUCAACUGCCUGGGAGGCUGCAGCCAACCAACAUCCCCAUCACGUCACUCCCAACAACGCUGCAACUCGUGCAACCGCCACCACAGAUAACAGAUGCACCAGUGCAACCUCCACUUCAUGUGAAGACCCAGCCCCAAAGUGUUGCUACCUCUAUGCUGCAUGGCCAGGUUCAGGUACCAGUGCAGCCAGCAGCACACAUGCAAGGACAAAUAACAACACAGAUCUCCCAACCUCAAGCUUCAGCACAGCAGCAGACUGUUCCCCUAGUGCGAGCCACGUCAGACUCUGUACAAAAUUUCCAGCGUCUUCCAGCAAACGUCCUGCCUCCUACUACAUCCAAUCCACCUGCAGCUAUUACCAGUACAGCACCACAGUCAACGUAUCCAUUGCAAACCAGCAGAACUUCUCCAACGGCAAAUAAAUUGGUGUCUUCGAUUGCCUCCAAACCUCCAGGUUUGGCAGUAACAGCAGCAAAAAGUCAGAGUUCAGCUCAGAAUGUAGCAGUUUUGCCCCAAGACAGCUCCCAAGAUAAACUAGCAGAACAAAUUAAGCUGGAAAACCAAGUCCACCAACGAAUAGCAGAGUUGAGAAAGGAAGGUUUGUGGUCUCUGAGACGGUUGCCCAAACUUCAGGAGGUACCCAGACCCAAAUCUCAAUGGGAUUAUCUCCUGGAGGAAAUGCAGUGGAUGGCAACAGACUUUGCUCAAGAAAGGAAAUGGAAAAUGGCCACUGCUAAGAAGAUGGUCCGGACCGUGGCUCGCUAUCAUGAGGAAAAGAAACUUAAUGAAGAAAGGGCUAAGAAAGAGGAAGAGAACAAGCUCAGGCGCCUUGCUGCAAUGAUUGCGAGAGAGAUAGAGUACUUCUGGUUCAAUAUUGAACAGGUUGUAGAAAUAAAACUGCAGAUAGAAUUUCAAGAGAAAAGGAAAAAAGCAUUAAAUUUAAAGAGACAUUCAAAGAGAGGUAAAGAUAUAAGGCAUUUAGAAGAUUGCCUGCUGCAAAAAGAAGCAGAUCUGGGUUUUUGGUCAUCUGGAAGAAAGAGAAAAGCGAGCACAUCAUUGACAGACGAUGAAGUUGAAGAUGAAGAAGAAACAAUUGAGGAGCAAGAGGCUAAAGAAAGCAGUGUCAAUCAUCAAACUGAGCUGUCUACUUUGGCCAAGGAAGCUGAGCUGCCUUUGGAUGAUUUGAUGAAAAUGUAUGAAGGUGCGUUUGCUGAAAAUGUGCACUGGUCAGAGCUGAAAUCUGAAGAAGACAGCAGCGAAGAAGAGAUGGAAGACCACAUAUCAGAAAGAGAAGUCCUUCCGAAGGAAGUUAUUUUGAUUGACUCCCUCCUCAGCAUUGACCAGUAUAAAGGGGCUGAAAGAGUGGGGCCUACAAAAAAACACGGCAAAGACAUAGCAGAGGUGGCAGCUGCAGCAGAAGCACUCUUGCCCAAAGGCAGUGCGCGGAUCACAACUGCAGUGAAAUAUAACAGUCCACCUCUUUUGUAUGGCUCACUUCGGGAGUAUCAGAAGAUUGGCUUAGACUGGCUAGCCAAACUGUACAAGAAGAAUCUCAAUGGUAUUUUGGCUGAUGAGGCUGGGCUUGGAAAAACAGUGCAAGUCAUUGCCUUUUUUGCACACCUGGCCUGUAAUGAGGGUGACUGGGGUCCUCACCUUGUUGUUGUCCGAAGUUGUAACAUACUCAAAUGGGAGCUUGAAUUGAAGCGUUGGUGUCCUGGGCUGAAACUCCUGCUCUACAUUGGCAACCAAAGAGAGCUUAGAGCAAAACGACAGGAAUGGAUGGAACCCAACAAUUUUAAUGUGUGUAUCACUUCUUACAAGCAAUUCUUCAAAGGCCACCAUGCAUUCAUGAAGAUGCAAUGGAAAUACCUGGUGGUUGAUGAGAUGCAGCAGAUUAAAAACAUGACGGAGAAGCACUGGGAAGCACUUUUCAGUCUCCACAGCCAACAUCACUUGCUCCUCAUUGAUACACCUUUGCACAAUACCUUGAUGGAGCUUUGGACCAUGGUACACUUCCUGAUUCCAGGAAUCUCUAAAUCUUACCUGGAUUUCCCUGUGAAAGCUGCCAAUGAGGAAAAUCAAGAUUACUGUCACAAACUGGUUAUCAGAUUACACCGAAUGAUCCAGCCCUUUAUUUUGCGCAGAUCAAAACGAGAUGUGGAAAAGCAGUUGACAAAGAAAUAUGAACAUGUGCUCAAAUGUCGGCUUUCAAAUAGACAAAAAAUGAUGUAUGAAGAUGUCAUAUUGCAGCCAGGAACCCAAGAUGCUCUCAAGAGUGGACACUUUGUUAGUGUCCUCCAUGUAUUGAUGCAGCUGCAAAAGAUCUGUAACCAUCCUGAUCUCAUAAGCCCUCGGUUCUCCAGUUCUUCUUAUGUUCCAGAGACACUGCAAUAUAGGACUGCUUCGCUGGUCUUAAAAGCACUUGAACACAACAUCUGGAAGGUUGCAGACUUAAGUCUCUUUGAUUUGAUUGGAAUCGAGAAUAAGAUGACUCGCUAUGAGAUGCAAGUGCUGCCAAAGCAAAAAGUGACCAGGAAACUUAUUGAAGAAAUCUAUACCUCUCCUCCAUCUCCCCCCAGACCGAAUCCAGUAAAGCUGAAAUCAAGCAGAUUAUUCCAACCUGUUCAGUAUGGACAAAAACCUGAAGGCAGGACCACAUCUUUCCCGAGUGCUCAGGUUCAGCGCACUGCAACUACAACUACGGUUGCUCAACAGGGACAGGUGCGAGGAAGAUCCCCUAUGACAACAGUAUCGGCAAAUCAAGCCGCCGCCGUAUCCUCCUCCGCAGCAUCACAGUUUCAGACAACUCAGGCUUCCAUCAAUGCUCCUCCGAGACAGCAUCCGGCAGUGACCUUCACCACAACAACUAGCCCAGCCCAUCCUGCAAAACAGCGGGCUCACCCCACUGCCCAGGCGUUGCAAAUAGGCCAGGCUCAGCCACAAGCCCCCCCACACACCAUUCAACAGAGUGUGCUGCCUCAGAGGCUGGUAUUAACCUCUCAGGCUCAGGCACGGUUGCCUAGUGGAGAAGUGGUCAAAAUAGCCCAGCUGGCUUCAAUUGCUGGAGCACAGGGCAGAAUCGCUCAGCCAGAGACUCCUGUGACACUGCAGUUUCAGGGCAACAAAUUUACUUUAUCUCAUAGUCAACUUCGCCAGCUCACUGCAGGACAGCCUCUGCAGCUGCAAGGCAGUGUACUGCAGAUUGUUUCAGCUCCUGGGCAACAAUACUUACGGCCUCAGGGCCCAGUGGUCAUGCAGACAAUGUCUCCAACUGGGACAGUUCAAAAUGCUCUGAACACUUUAGGAAAUCAGCACCCGGCCACCUUGCCAGCUUCUGCAAUUACACAACAAGCGUGUGUUCCAGGUCGAGCAAUGGCUGCUAAUUUAGCAUCGGGGGACGCAGGUUCAGUUUUAAAACCUGGCCUUAUACAUGGAGGACACUCACAGGAGUCAUAUGAAGAAAAAAACAGACUUCUAAAGGAGCGCCUGGACAGGAUCUUUUUUUGCAACGAGCGCCGCUGUUCCCAAGCUCCAGUUUAUGGUGCAGAUCUCCUUAGACUUUGUUCUUUGGUGGGUGACAGGAAGAGUCACCCUCAGUCUUCCACGACAUCUAGCAAAUGGAGAUGGGCAGGCUUUGCCAAUUGUUGCCUCUUACGUAAUUCCUCCCAGGACCAUAGCGAUCCUCUGCAAAGACUAAUGUGGAUCCUGAAGCAGCAGCAGGACUCUCUGCGAGAUGCUGUUAAUAGAGUACUCUGCGUUCUACCAGCUGCUGUGGCUGCUCCUCCAUCUUUGCAUGUGGCAAAGAUUCCUCCGUUGUAUAACCAUAAAAUGAAACAACUCAGACACCAUUUGAGAGAAAAGGCAACUCCCUUCUUGCACCAGCUGCACCAGUUCAUCACUCCACAGUUUCUUCAGUUUCCUGACCUCCGAUUAGUGCAGUAUGAUGCAGGAAAAUUGGAGGCCCUGGCAGUCUUGCUUCAGAAGCUGAAGUCAGAAGGACGCCGGGUGCUGAUACUGUCUCAGAUGAUUCUCAUGUUGGACAUCUUGGAGCAUUUUCUGAAUUUCCAUUUCCUCACGUAUGUCAGGAUUGAUGAAUGUGCGAAUCAAGAAGAGCGCCAGGAGUCGAUGAAAAUGUUCAACAGAGACAAGCGCAUCUUCUGUGCAAUCCUUUCUUCACACAGUCGCUCCACAGGUGUCAAUCUUGUUGAGGCCGACACUGUUGUGUUUUAUGACAAUGAUUUAAAUCCUGUGAUGGAUGCAAAGGCCCAGGAAUGGUGUGACAGGAUUGGCAGGUGUAAGGACAUUCACAUCUACAGGCUAGUCAGUGGGAAUUCGGUAGAAGAGAAGCUUUUAAAAAAUGGCACCAAGGAUCUCAUCCGCGAAGUAGCAGCUCAGGGAAAUGAUUAUUCUUUGGCUUUUUUGACACAGCAAACGAUCCAGGAACUCUUUGAGGUUCAUUCUCCAAUGGAGGACUCUGGCUUCCGAGUGAAAGCAGAAGAGUUUGUGAUGCUCUCACAAGAACCAUCUCCAGCAGAAACCAUUUCUCCCAAAGUAGCAAGGCCUUUUAUAGAGGCUCUCAAAAGUAUAGAACGUGAGGAGGAAGAGGAGUUGAAUACAUGUGUGAUGGAUACUGAAACUGAAUUGACACUGGAGCCUUUCAUUUUGGAACUUGACAAGUCCCAGUAUUUGGAUGAGCCUUCUCAGCUGCAGGAGUUGGUUGCUGUCGUUGAUCAGCUUACCCCAAUUGAAAAGUAUGCCUUGAAUUACUUGGAGUUAUUUCAUGUUUCUACCGAUGAGAGUGAACUCAAAGCAAAUGAGGUCGAAGUGAGAACUGCUAAAAAGAUGUGGGAGACUCAUCAUCUAAAGCAGCUGAAAGCGCAAAAGGAUAACAUUCUUUGGGAUGGGGAGGAGGAGGAGCUCCUCACCUAUACUCGGGAAGAUGCCUACAACAAAGAAUAUAUUUAUGAAGGUCCAGAUGGACAAACUGAAAUUAUGCCGCUCUGGACUCCCCCAACCCCACCUCAGGAUGACAAUGACAUUUAUAUUGACUCUGUCAUGUGCCUGAUGUAUGAGACUAGCCCGAUCCCAGAAUCCAAACUGCCCCCUGUGUAUGUCAGGAAGGAACGGAAACGGCACAAAACCGACCCAUCUGCUGCAGGAAGGAAGAAAAAGCAACGACAUGGAGAGACGGUCAUUCCUCCCCGAUCACUUUUUGAUCGAGCCACUCCAGGGAUGCUCAAAAUGCGACGGGAGGGCAAAGAGCAGAAGAAGAACAUUCUGCUGAAGCAGCAGACACAGUUUGCAAAGCCGUUGCCCACACUUGUAAAGCCAGCUGCUGAAGUAGGCCAGGACAAUCCUGAAUGGCUCAUCAGCGAGGACUGGGCCCUCCUUCAGGCAGUUAAACAGCUGCUGGAGCUCCCGCUCAACCUUGCUGUUGUAUCUCCGGCUCAUACCCCAAACUGGGAUCUUGUCAGCGAUGUGGUGAACUCCUGCAGUCGAGUUUAUCGUUCUCCAAAACAGUGCCGCAACCGCUAUGAAAAUGUCGUCAUUCCAAGGGAGGAAGGGAAGCUUAUGUAUGAAGCGAACCCUAAGAAGAAGACAAAAAGCAUUUAUAAGACAUUUAAUGAAUUAAUUCCUGCAACGCCCCAUCAGACUAAGAACAGUCGUCCACUUCGAACCAAUCAGCUCUAUGCCCAAGAUGAGGGUGCAACACAUACCCAGCUCUAUACUAAUCAUUUUGAAAUUAUGAAAAUGAUUGCUGGGAAGAGAAGUCCACCCAUCAAACCCUUACUUGGUAUGAAUCCUUUUCAGAAGAAUCCAAAGCACACCUCGGUACUUGCUGAAAGUGGUAUCAAUUAUGAUAAGCCACUCCCUCCAAUUCAAGUGGCCUCUCUCCGAGCAGAGCGCAUUGCAAAGGAGAAGAAGGCUUUGGCUGAACAGCAGCGGGCCCAACAACAAGCAGGGCCACAGCAGCAACAGCAGGCAGGCCAGCAGCAAGUGCAGCAAGUGGCAGUUCAGCAAGCCCAGUCUCAGCCCCAAGGUCAAGUUCAAGUUGUCCAACAGCCCCAGGCUGUGGUACAGACCGCUGUCACCACUGUGGCAAACACUACGGUACUGGCUGGCACAAUGAAAAAUUCAGCAACUGGGACAAGCAUACAGACAGCCACCGUGACUGGAAAUGUUAUUGUGAACACCGUGGCUGGAGUUCCAGCAACCACUUUUCAGCCGAUCAACAAACGCCUGGCUUCACCUGUUAUACCUGGAGCACUGGCGACAUCAGGAGGGACUGCUGCAGCUCAGGUGGUCCAUACCCAACAGAGAGCGGCCACAGUGCCUGCUGCAUCUGCAGAACUGGUGACUAUUGCAUCUACUCCAGGGGCUCGAGCUGCAACAUCUGUGACAGCAUCAGCUGUUGUCACCACCAACCUAACCCCAGUCCAGACCCAAGCUAGAUCUUUGGUCACACAGGUCACACCAGCAGCUCCAGCCGGUGUACAACUUUCAGGGAAGACAAUCAGCCCAGCUCACUUUCAGCUCCUGAGGCAACAGCAACAGGCAGCAGGUCAAGUCCCCCAAAUUCAGGCCCAGGCCCAAGCCCAGGCCCCUGCCCAGAUUAAAGCUGUAGGCAAAUUAUCCCAGGAGCAGCUAAUCAAGUUGCAGAAGCAAAAGCUGCAGCUUCCUCAGCAGCAGGCUCCACAGCAGCAGGCCCAGUCAGGAGCCCAGCCACAAGCAGCUCAGGUCCAGGUGCAGCAGCAGCAGGCCCAGCUCUCGGCUGUUACAGCACCAAGACCAGGGGCAGUCCUCACUGGCACCACAGUCACCAACCUCCAAGUGGCUCGCCUCACUCGUGUUGCUGCUUCCCAGCUUCAAGCGCAAGGUCAGAUCCAGGCCCAGGCCCCGCAAGCAGCCCAAGUGGCUUUGGCUAAGCCUCCAGUGGUGUCUGUUCCGGCUGCAGUGGUGUCAUCAGCAGGUGUUACCACACUCCCUGUUACCGUUGCUGGGAUUAGCGUCGCGAUUGGGCAGCCACAGAAAGCAGCAGGAGGGCAGACAGUUGUGACCCAGAUGCAACACCUGUUAAAGCUGAAGCAGCAUCACCCAGCAGCCCAGCAGCAGAAAGCCAUCCAGCCUCAAGUUGCACAAGGACAACCUGCAGUUCAGCAGAAGAUAAAUGCCCAACAAGUUCCCGUUCAGGCUCAACAGCAGACGUCACAGCAACAGAAAGUCUAUGCGACGCAGCCAGCCCUUAAAGCACAGUUCCUACCAACAUCAAUUUCUCAGGCCCAGAAACCUGGGGGAACACAACAGGUCCAGACUCAAAUACAGGUUGCAAAGAUUCCACAAGUGGUCUCACAGCAGGCUGCGGUGGCCAAUAUUCAGCAGGUGGUUUCGGUUUCCCAGCAGGUUCAAGCCCAACCACAGACUGUGACUUUGUCCCAAACGACUGCAGGCCAGCAUCAAGUCCAAGUGAUCCCUGCUGCCACUACUGCUACAGCUCAAGUGGUCCCACAGAAACUGAUACAACAGCAGGUUGUCACAACCUCUCCCCAGAUGCAGGCCCCAGGAGUACAAAACCAAGCCCAGGCCUCAGCACCAUCUGAUGGCCAGACUCAGCAAGGAAAAGUGCAGAUGAGAGCGCCAGUCAGGUUAAAGGCACCCAGCAAACCUAGUUAAUUCCAUAAUCUAAGAGCCGUGAUUAGAAAGGGGAGAGAAGCACCGCUUUUACAAUCAUUUUAUGCAAUCUGGCAAAUGUGGGGCUUGGUUCAUUGAUGAAUCUACGUCUUCCUGAAUGCCUUCACAUGUUCUGACUUGCAGAAAGACAUCAGACAGGAAAAUUGAUUCCAAAUAGUUUCAAGAAUUGUUUUGGAACCAUGUGUAGUGUAAAUAUUUCAUACCUAGAACCCUCAGAAAACAAUGUGGUUACUUUUCAACAUCAGUAAAUUUGUGCACACAUUAGGUCACAUUAUAAUCACUCCUAGGGAAAAAUUUAAUAGAAUGAUGGGAUUGGCAAAACCCUUACUGUUUAGGUGAGUUUCCACAAACCUAUGACUAGAUAGAGGAAGACCUUUUGGAAUUAAUUCCUGCAAUAGUUUGCCAAUGUCAAAAUUUUAAGUGCUUCUAAUUAUAAACCAUAUUGCAGCAUUCAUUUUUGUCUUUUUUAAAAACAAGCAUUUACUAGUAGCAUGUUGUUGUUUCUUUGGUGUACAGUUUUUUUUAAAAAAAAAAUCCCUACCCUUUGUUUUGCUUCCAUAUUUCACUGUUAAAGUAAUGACUAUCUGAAGCAUGUGGGUUUUCUUGGUAAAUAAAUACUAUGUGAUAAUAGCUGUGUUUAAUUGUUAACAAUAUUGCUUCCUUAAUUUGUAAAAAGGAAAUGUUUUAUUAUGAUGGCAGAGUUUGUUGCCCUUGUUUCACAUGAAGCUUCCAGUGCAGAAGUAUGUUCAUCUUAUGGAAUUUCUACUUUUACAACCCAUUUCAAAAUUCAGUUACACUUCUGCUUAACAAAAAGAGAGAAUGGAACGUUUCCUUCAAAUUUUACAUUUGCGUAAACUAGCAGAUGGACUUUUAACUGGUUUAUUAAAGAUAAAGGUCCGCCUCGUAAUCAAUAAUUUUGGAAGUUAAAUUUCCCCUACUGCAUUUGAAUUCCAAUUCAACCUAGAAGUAUUUUUAGAAUAGCAGCUCCCUUUGCCAUGGUUUGCUGUUCUAACUAUUAAAGUUGCAUGGGAUGCCAUAUGAACCAUGGAAAUACUGGGUAGCUUAAGAAAAAACAGAAGAAAAAGUUGUGGGCUAUUGCCCACAAAAAAAGAAUAGACAUAAAUGUAAGGGAAAUGUGAGCGCAGAUGGGGGCAUCUUUGAAAUUUUGUCAGUCUUUUAAAAAACAAAACAAGUUGCAGAUUUUUGUCUUCAGGUGAACUUUGGAAAAAUAUUCUUACCGAAGCUUGAGAUCAUAUCAGGCGUCCAUAUCCAUUUCUUACUAAUUUUAGUGUGUCAUCGGUCGAUAGAUUAUUGAUCUAGAACUAUUUGAUAUCCAGGAUAGUUUAGACAAAGAAUUAGACAUCUUUGCUAGUUCUGCAAUGCAGAAUUCCAGCUUCUUCCUCCUGAUUUGCCAACGUAGUCUUCUUGCUGCAACAUACUGUAUUUUUAGGGGCUCAUGUGUUGUGUGUUUACGUUUAAAAAAAAGACAACUCCAUAAAGGAGCUAAGAGACAGACUGUUGAGUCUCCCCAUCUUUUCCCCAUCCCAAUGGUUUAUGUGCCUCCUAGUAUGCAGAUAGCAAAAAUCAACUGUAGAUUAACUUAUGAUACUGAAUUGUUCCCUUUAGUAAUUGUUCAAGAGCUAGCCUCCUCAGAAGUGAAGUGGGAUUGAAUGCACAAUCUGGUUCUUGGAUCAUUACACCCCUCCCUCCCUCCCUC
Molecule: messenger RNA, 11378 nt
Organism: Anolis sagrei ordinatus
Lineage: Eukaryota; Metazoa; Chordata; Lepidosauria; Squamata; Anolidae
Gene: EP400
Product: E1A binding protein p400
Biological process (GO): DNA repair
Cellular component (GO): NuA4 histone acetyltransferase complex; Swr1 complex
Molecular function (GO): ATP binding; chromatin binding; ATP-dependent chromatin remodeler activity
Source: RefSeq, a predicted model, not a curated record